This is a messenger RNA of Caenorhabditis auriculariae, 3528 nucleotides long. NCBI's taxonomy places the organism in Eukaryota, Metazoa, Nematoda, Chromadorea, Rhabditida, Rhabditidae. The record is from the annotation of a GenBank genome assembly.
AUGGGCGGCGAACACGUUGUGGCUCUCGCGGUCACUCGCUCCCUGGCUCCUGUUUCGUCCUCAACUCGUCUCCAAAUUCGUUUCGUGCUUCUUUUCAAGAUCUCUGUGACUAAAUAAUCAAAUAAGACUCUAUGAAAGCUUUGAAAGUCUCUCUUACAAAUUUCGAAUUUUUUCGAGAACAGAAAAAAAAACAGUUCAUAAAACAGAGCCUGAAAGUGCUUGAAGUUUCCGGCUCCGAGGAGCAAAAUAAUCUUGUUGUGAUUUGUGUUCCUUUAAUAAAGUCGGUAGGUAUAAGACCUUCAAUUUUUUUUUUUCAAAAUUCUUUUUCUUUUCGAGGCUUCCGGAGUUCAUAAAUGUCAAGAGAUGAAAAUUUAAAAAAAAGAACACAGUUUUUGGUUAGUUCAGUAUUUUUUAAAAAUCUGGCUGAUUUUUCUGAACCAAUCUUCAUAAGCGAUUCCUUUUUUAGUCAAAAUUUCUUUCAUACUGAAGAAUCCGAAGCCCUUAGGGGUAAAAAAAUAUCAAGGUUCCCGGACUUCCAGCUUUCCGGACAUUGAAAAAAAUUUUUAUUAACUUAAUUUUUUUAAAAAAAUCGCCUUAAGCUUUUUGGACUCUCUGAACCUAUUUCUCAAUGUAACAACUCAUCGAUUUUCAUUUUCUGGGGUAGAAAUUGAAUAACCGCCUGACCGACAAUCCUUCCCAAUCUGAGUUCCGUCCACAUACAAUCUCGGGUUUCUCGACUACAACAAUAGAGCUCAGCGGCCUCAAAAUCGAAAAUAUUGCAAUCGAUCUUCAGAGCGAAAGGUACAGUGAAGAGAAUGCGAACGCGAGUGCAGAUGAAUUGUUAAUCCGCAAGACGCGUCCUUCCGUUUCCGAAUCUCCGCCGACGAGAGCUUCCAAUCAAGGAAAAGACAAUGUCAUCCCUUCACGACGAUGGUUUGCGCCGGAUUUAUUAACCCCGGGCUUCAUUUACCACCUUUUUGAAGAACUGAGUUGCUAGAAGUUAACAGUUCUAUACUCUAACUAGGGAGAGUUUUUUAGCCCUUUAAUGAAACUUUGCUCGUGCUUUAGGACCUCCUGGUUGCAGAACAAGAAGAAAUCUCUUUCUUCUUUUCGAGUUGAGAGGCUUCGAAAGCUUGAAAUAGCGCUUUUUUGCCGUUAUUUGGGUAUAUUGCAAAUUUUUUUUUUUUGAAGUUUUAUAACUCGAAAACCAGAUCUUUUGCGAGGAAUUUUUUUCUUUUUCUGCAAUCUGAAGGUUUUAAAGUAGACUUCCGAAGAGUUCCAUCAAAAUUUCAAACGGGGGUAAAAAAAAACCGUUCCCUAAUCAAAUUUCAUGGAUACGACACCAAAAAAAACCAUUUUCAGAAUUUUCCAAAAAGUGUUUUAAAAAAAAUUACUCAGAUUGUCCUUCUGACACGGCUUCGAUAACUACGAUAGACCCGGAGCAACGUCGAAACGAUCUGCCGGAACCGACACUUCCACCGCCGCCAAAGCUCGGACCUCCCACUCCGCCCAAGUUUCCAGCAGCCGAGCUUAUUGUCGAGGAACUUCCUUUCAAAGAAGUUGGCUUUGUAAAUUGUGGUUUGCUUGCAACAUAUCCUUUUUUAAUGAGUCGCUUGAUGUUUAAUCUUUGGGCUCGAUUAACAGCCGUCAUUCCUACACUAGAAGUCAAAAAUAUAACCUCCUCCUCUUCUUGUGAAUCGAAUUGAAUUUGAUUUUUUCAAACUUGUAACACUCGAAUCUAAAAAAGUUACAAUCUACAAAGCUAGAACAGCUUGUCAUAGGCGGAAAAAAACGGUUGUAGAAAAACACGACUCACUGACAAGACUCGCUCUUUUGAAAAAUUGAAAAAAAAAAAUCAGAAGGCUUCCACUAAUCAGAGAUCACUCUUCUGAUCAAUCCAGAUCAAAUGAUCUCUUCUUCGAGCUUCUAGUACUCAAUGAGGGAGCUUCUAGGCCCAGAAAAUGUGUAAAACAACGUGGGCGAGCGGACAAAAAGUGAGAAAAGCGCCGAGAAGCUCAGCCAGCCGCGAUUCCUUGUUUUUUUUUGUUUCUCUCAUCUUUGACUGGUUUUUGUUGUUAUUUCUGUUGAAGAUCGUACAGUCGUAGGAUUCAUUUGAAAUUUGAAAAUUAGAAAUGCCGUUCGAGGAAUUUUUUUUUCUUGUCUGUUGUUUUAUUCUCUUCAAAAUUGCAGUUAAAUUCCAGACCCUCAGAAAGUCUGAAUUAUUUAAAAAAAAAAAAAGUGAAUAGAUUGACAUGUACGUUGUCAGACUUGAUAGCUUUUUGGAAAACGGUUUUUAGUUUGAAAAUUGAUCAAGGACUUUAAAAAAUGUAGUAGUUUUUAUGAUUAAAAAAAGCGAAAGUUUUUGACGAAUCGAGAGAAAAAAACGAAUAAAUAAAAACAAUGGUCGAAAAUGUGAGCAUGACAACACAGAAAAAAAUGUUUUUUUGAACUCUUUUUUUGAAAGAAAAAUUUCCCCGUAUUCUUUUUUUGCGGUUUCACUCUCCUAGAUUAUAAUUUUUUUCAAUAGCUUUAUUGAUUCGAUACAUAUUUCGAUUUGAAAAAAACUAUUUUUAAUUGUGUUUAAAUUAAAUUAUAAGUUUGGAAAUUUGGUUUGAAAAAAAGUCCUCUGAAAGCGGAAAUUCUUUUUUAAAGUAGUAACAUUUUGAAGAUGAACGAGCCUCGCUAUCACACGACGACGACGGUCGUCGAAACCACAGAAUAUUUGGCAGAUUCUGGUCCCACCGUUCAAGUUCGUUAGAUCCAGUCAUUUUUCACAGAAAGGAAGAAAUCUGCAGCUGGUGAUGCCCAAGAUGGACUGCGGUUACGUGAGAACUCUUGGCGGUAUCGUCAAGAUCGUCUGCAUCGCCCUCUGUCUAUUAACGUUUCUGUUUGUUUUGGCCGGUCCAGCUUAUUUCCGUGGUUUCAGAAUUUGAUUUCUUCCCAGUUUUCAACAAGGUUUCAGGAGCCGGUUGGGCGACUUUCGUCGCUUCAGUUGGAGUUUUUGUAACGACAUCGUUGCUUAUGUUGUACAUCUUCCAUGUUGUUGACACCCUGAACAACGUGAACUGGAUCGUGAUAGUUAGUACUUCGAAAGAUUCGGACUCAAAGUCUUUUUUCUUCCCAGGAAAUGGUCUUCUGUUUCGUUUGGACCAUUUGCUUCUUUAUCGCCGGCUGUGUACUCGCAGUCGCUUCUGCGCAAUUUUCCGGUACUUUUUGGUGGGCUGUAGCUUCGGUUCGUUUCCUCUGCUUCUAGCCAAAAUCGAGUCUAGUCCUGUUCACCAAUAAAAAACUGUUCAGUCUAUUCACAUAAAAUUUUUGCAGUUUUUUGCCUUUGGUGGGAUGUGUGCCUACGGCUUUGAUUGCUAUCUAAAGUUUUUGUCCUGGAAAAAUGACGAGGUUUGUUUCUUCGGUUAAAUCUUCGUUUCAAACGAUUUUUAAGCUCUAUAAUGGGGAAAAGAGUUUCAGAAAGCGACGGGAGGCUCUAACGAUUUUGUGGUCGAAUCGCCGCGGCGGAGAACGAACGUCUGA